Protopterus annectens (West African lungfish) is the source of this 9203-nucleotide messenger RNA. RefSeq names its product spectrin beta chain, non-erythrocytic 1-like. The record is from RefSeq and is a predicted model, not a curated record. Gene Ontology annotation, biological process: actin cytoskeleton organization. NCBI's taxonomy places the organism in Eukaryota, Metazoa, Chordata, Ceratodontiformes, Protopteridae. Gene Ontology annotation, cellular component: cell junction; cortical actin cytoskeleton; spectrin. The transcript is spliced from 36 exons. Gene Ontology annotation, molecular function: structural constituent of cytoskeleton; actin filament binding; phospholipid binding. Bases 482 to 7627 code for a protein of 2381 amino acids.
CUGUUCAUAUUCAUCAAGGUGUGCAAGGCAUACUGUUUGGUUUCGGAUAUUUAGAUCUUAAUGACUUAAGUUUAUGAUAUUUCUUUCUGUUAUUUUUUGCCGCAUGGAGAAAUGCAAGUGAGAGUAAGACGGACAACGUAUGUGGGAGUGUGCAACUGCACUUGUGAUCUUUCUUUGUACAGCUGAGUUGUUAUUUUCUUUAUGCAAGGCGUGGAAAGCUAAAAAUGUUACUGACUUUCCCAGUCACACACCCAUUUGCUUAAGGAUUCAUUAACUUCCUUUUCUUUCCCAGAAGUUUAUUUUUUCUGAACAGAUUAGAAACCUGGUUUUGAAACUGAGCAUUUAAGUUCACUGUGUAUGAGCAUACCAAACUUUCUGAAGCAGAACUGUUUGUUUUUGCAAGUGGGUGUAAAGGAUCGCCCGGAACAGUUAAGGAAUUAGGAAUUUCAGCUCAUGAACUAACUUUCCUGUUUUUGUAAACAUGUAUCAAUAUGAUAUGGGGCAAGUGGAGGUGCCCAGGUCUCCAACUACCCCAACACUUUCCCCUGCUGCAUUUAUAAAUCAGACUCAGUACUCCAACGUUUUGGAAGGGAGAUUUAAGCAGCUACAAGAUGAGCGUGAGGCUGUACAGAAGAAGACAUUUACAAAGUGGGUCAACUCUCACCUGGCAAGAGUAACAUGCAGAAUUUCAGACUUGUACACCGACUUGAGAGAUGGCAGAAUGCUCAUUCGAUUGCUGGAAGUGUUGUCAGGAGAGCAGCUGCCCAAACCAACAAAAGGACGCAUGAGGAUCCACUGUCUAGAGAAUGUAGACAAAGCAUUGCAAUUCCUCAAGGAACAGAAGGUGCACUUAGAAAAUAUGGGAUCACAUGAUAUUGUAGAUGGAAACCAUCGCCUUACACUGGGUCUUAUUUGGACCAUCAUUCUACGAUUCCAGAUUCAAGAUAUCAGUGUGGAAACAGAGGAUAAUAAAGAAAGGAAGUCUGCAAAGGAUGCCCUGCUACUGUGGUGUCAGAUGAAAACUGCCGGAUAUCCAAAUGUCAAUGUUCACAACUUCACGACCAGUUGGAGGGAUGGGCUAGCUUUUAACGCUAUUGUACACAAACACAGACCAGACAUUAUAGAUUUUUCAACGCUAAAGAAAUCCAAUGCUCAUUACAACCUGCAGAAUGCAUUUAAUGUGGCUGAGAAAGAACUGGGACUCACCAAACUUCUGGAUCCUGAAGAUGUUAAUGUGGAUCAGCCAGAUGAAAAGUCCAUUAUUACUUACGUGGCCACCUUCUAUCACUAUUUUUCCAAAAUGAAGGCACUUGCUGUGGAAGGGAAACGUAUUGGAAAGGUGCUGGACUACGCUAUUGAAGCUGAUAAACUAAUUGAAAAGUAUGAAAGCCUCGCCUCAGCACUUCUGCUUUGGAUUGAGCAAACAAUUCUCAUCCUGAAUGACAGGAAGCUGUCAAACUCCCUAAAUGGUGUGCAGAACCAGCUGCAGGCAUUCAACACAUACCGCACAGUGGAGAAGCCACCCAAGUUUACUGAAAAGGGCAACCUUGAAGUGCUGUUGUUCACGAUUCAGAGUAAAAUGAGAGCAAACAACCAAAAAGUAUAUACUCCACGGGAAGGCAAACUUAUUUCUGAUAUCAAUAAGGGAUGGGAGCGGCUGGAAAAAGCAGAACAUGAAAGAGAAUUGGCAUUGCGUACUGAGCUGAUCCGUCAGGAGAAGUUAGAGCAGCUGGCUGCAAGAUUUGAUCGGAAGGCUGCCAUGAGGGAGACAUGGCUCAGUGAAAAUCAGCGUUUGGUGUCUCAGGAUAACUUUGGCCUGGACCUCCCUGCAGUAGAGGCAGCAACAAGGAAACAUGAAGCUAUCGAAACGGACAUUAAUGCUUAUGAUGAGCGUGUUCAGGUUGUGGUUGCUGUGGCAAAAGAGUUAGAUGCAGAGCGCUACCAUGAUGUCAAGCGAAUUCUGGCCAGGAAAGACAAUGUGCUACGGCUAUGGGAUUAUCUUCGUGAGCUGCUAGGCGCACGUCGAGAGAGGCUAAUGAUGAACCUUGAGCUACAGAAAAAUCUUCAGGAAAUGCUUUAUAUUAUGGACUGGCUUGAGGAUAUGAAGGGUCGACUGCAGUCCCAAGACUAUGGCAAACACUUGCAAGGUGUGGAAGCUCUGCUGCAGACGCACACACUGGUGGAGGCAGAUAUCGCAGUCCAGGCAGAGCGUGUGAAAGCAGUUAGUGCUGCGGCAGCAAAGUUCGCUGCUGAGGAACAAGCAUACAAGCCUUGCGAUCCUCAAGUUGUACAAGAUCGCAUAAGCACGCUUGAUUCAUGUUACAAGGAACUGUGCAAACUAGCUGCAGAACGUCGUGAGAAAUUGGAAGAAUCCCGCCGUCUGUGGAAGUUCUUUUGGGACAUGGUUGAGCAAGAAGCCUGGAUCAAGGAUCAGAGUAAGAUCUUGUCAUCUGAUGAUUGUGGGAAAGAUCUCACCAGCAUUAUUCGCCUGAUCAGUAAGCACAAUGCUUUUAAGGAUGAGAUGAGCGGCCGAUUUGGCCCACUCCAGCAAACCAUUAAGGAAGGUGAAGGGUUAGUAGAAGAAGGACAUUUUGGAGCUGGAGACAUUAGUGAAAGGAUCAGAGACAUCAGACAACAAUGGGAGACUUUGGAACGAUUAUCCAAGGAAAGGGAACAGAGACUUAAAGAGGCCUACAACCUGUAUCAGUUUCAGGCUGAUGCCAAUGACAUUGAGACCUGGACUCUUGAGGCCCUUCGCAUUGUUUCCAGCAAUGAGGUUGGACAUGAUGAGUAUUCAACUCAGACUCUGAUGAAGAAACACAAAGAUGUGGAAGAAGAGAUUCAGAAUCACCGGCCUACUAUCGAUGCUCUGCAUGAACAGGCUUUGAGUCUGCCACCAGAGUUUGCAAUAUCACCAGAAGUAGAUGGUAGACUUCCUGCUAUAGAACAACGAUAUGAAGAGUUAGUAGCUCUGUCAGAAAGCAGGAAGCAGGCCCUGCAGGAUGCUCUUGCACUUUAUAAGAUGUUUAGUGAGGCAGAUGCAUGUGGGCUUUGGAUAGAUGAGAAGGAGCAAUGGCUGGUCAACAUGGAGAUUCCACAAAAGCUUGAAGACUUGGAGGUUGUACAGCAAAGGUUUGAGACCCUGGAGCCAGAAAUGAACAAUCUGGCAUCACGUAUAUCUGCAGUGAAUGAUGUUGCAUGCCAGUUGCUAGACACUGACCAUAGGAAUAAGGACGAGAUAAAAGCAACGCAAGACCAGCUGAAUGCCAGGUGGACUCAGUUCCAGAGUCUGGCUGACCAGAAGAAGGAAGCUUUGAAUUCAGCACUGAACAUUCAGAACUAUCACCUAGAGUGUAAUGAAACCAGGUCUUGGAUGCAAGAAAAGACCAAAGUGAUAGAGUCUACACAUGGGUUGGGGAAUGACUUAGCAGGAGUCAUGGCCCUGCAGCGUAAGUUGACUGGCUUGGAACGAGACCUAGAAGCUAUCCAGGGUAAGGUAGAUGAACUUCAAGUAGAGGCACAGAAGCUGACCACAGAACACCCUGAUCAAGAGGCCUCAAUCACUGGAAGAUUGAAUGAAAUAAACGAUGCUUGGAAGGAUUUGAAGGACACCAUGAAAAAACGUGAAGAGUCCUUGGGAGAAGCUAGCAAGUUACAAGGGUUUUUGCGUGACCUUGAUGACUUUCAGUCUUGGCUUUCAAGGACUCAGACCGCUAUUGCUUCAGAGGAUGUCCCCACAACCUUACCAGAGGCAGAGAAAUUGCUGAAACAACAUGAAAACAUAAAGAAUGAAAUUGAUCAUUACAUGGGAGAUUACCGGAGAAUGAGGGAUGUCGGUGAGGAGGUUACCCUAGGACAGACUGAUGUUCAGCACAUGUUCUUAAAUCAGAGACUCCAGGCCCUUGAUACUGGAUGGAAUGAAUUGAGGCAAAUGUGGGAGAGCAGGAAUGAUCUCCUUUCUCAAGCGUAUGGAUUCCAGACAUUCUUACGAGAUGCAAGACAUGCGGAACGAUUCUUAAAUAACCAGGAAUAUGUAUUAUCACAUACAGAGUUGCCCACCACCCUGGAAGGGGCAGAAGAGGCCAUUAAGAAGCAUGAAGACUUCAUGAACACAAUGGAUGCCAAUGAAGAGAAAAUCAAAGUGGUACUUGACACUGGCAGGAAGCUGGUCACAGAAGGAAAUGUUCAUUCUGACAAAAUCCAAGAAAAAGUUGACUCUGUCGAUGAAAGGCACAAGAAGAAUCGUAAAGCUGCCAAUGAUGUUUUAUCACGACUCAAGGACAACAGAGAAUUGCAGCAUUUCUUACAAGACAGCCAAGAGUUGACCCUCUGGAUUAAUGAAAAAAUGCUGACUGCUCAAGACAUGUCCUAUGAUGAAGCUCGCAACCUACACAGCAAAUGGCAGAAACACCAAGCCUUCACAGCAGAGCUUGCUUCCAACAAGGACUGGCUAGAUAAAAUCGAUAAGGAAGGACAGAUUUUGGUAGCGGAAAAGCCCGAAUUAGAGCCUGUAGUGAAAGAAAAGCUUGCAGAAUUGCAUGGCCUCUGGGAUGAACUGGACACUACAACUAAAACGAAAGCACAGAGCCUUUUUGAUGCUAACCGCACUGAACUUUUUACUCAGAGUUGCUCUGCUUUGGAAAUCUGGUUUCAAAACCUAGAAGGACAGCUGCAUUCUGAUGACUAUGGCAAGGACCUCACCAGUGUCAACAUCCUUCUAAAUAAGCAACAGUUGUUAGAAAACCAGAUGGAAGUUCGGCAGAAGGAAGUGGAAGCUUUGAAAACCCAGGCACAGGCUUUGAGCCAGGAGGACGCAAACUCGGUAGAGGUCGAUUCUAAACAAACGGUGGUGGAGGAGAGGUUUCAGGAGCUGCUACAACCCCUACAAGAGAGAAGAAAGAAACUGCUGUCUUCAAAGGAGGGGCACCAGUUCAACAGAGACCUAGAAGAUGAGAUUCUUUGGGUAGAAGAGCGGAUGCCUAUGGCAGCUUCAACAGACCAUGGCAAGGAUCUUUCAACAGUACAGCUCCUCAUUAAGAAAAACCAGACCCUUCAAAAAGAGAUUCAGGGUCACCAGCCUCGAAUCGAUGAUAUCAUGGAGAAAGGACAGACCAUGGUAAAAGAAGACAGCCCUGAUUCUGAGGUUAUCCAGGGCCGACUGUCUGACUUGCAGGAGAUGUGGAAGGAGCUAAUUUCUGAGGUUGAGAAACGUCAUUCUAGGCUUGAAGAAUCACAGAAGGCACAGCAGUUCUAUUCCGAUGCAGCCGAAGCAGAAGCCUGGAUGGGAGAGCAAGAGCUACACAUGAUGUCGGAGGAAAAAGCUAAGGAUGAGCUGAGUGCACUGGCCAUGGUAAAGAACCACGAAGGUGUGGACCAGGCACUUGAAGAUUAUGCACAAACCAUACUCCAACUGUCAAACAUGAGCCGCGAUAUGGUGUCCAGUGGUCAUCCUGAAAGUGAACGGAUUACAACACGGCAAGGUCAAGUGGAUAAGCAGUAUGCAUGCUUGAAGGAUUUGGCUGAAGAACGGAGGGGAAAGCUACAAGAACAGCUACGCCUAUGUCAGUUGAAACGUGAUGUGGAUGACUUGGAGCAGUGGAUAGCAGAAAGGGAAGUGGUGGCUGGAUCUCAUGAGCUGGGACAAGAUUACGAACAUGUUACUAUGCUACGAGACAAGUUCCGUGAAUUUUCCCGUGACACCAGCAACAUUGGUCAGGAGCGUGUGGAUGCAGUGAACCUUAUGGCAGAUGACAUGAUUUCAUCUGGGCACUCUGAAAAUGCCACCAUUGCUGAGUGGAAGGAUGGGUUGAAUGAGGCAUGGGCUGACCUCUUGGAACUGAUCGAUACCCGCAGUCAGAUGCUGGCUGCCUCUUACGAGCUUCAUCGAUUUUACCAUGAUGCCAAAGAAACCCUGGGAAGGAUCCAGGAGAAGCAGAUGCAGCUGCCUGAUGAAGUAGGCCGGGACCUGAACAGCGUUGAGACUAUGCAUCGAAUGCAUACUACCUACGAGCAUGAUAUACAGGCACUGAGUUCUCAGGUGAAGCAGAUUCAAGAUGAUGCUUCUCGGCUGCAAAAAGCAUAUGCUGGUGAUAAAGCAGAGGACAUUCAGAGACAUGAACGAGAAGUUAUGGAGGCCUGGAAUGAACUUCAGAAUGCCAGCAAUGCUCGUCGACAGCUCCUCAUAGACACUGUAGAGAAAUUCCGUUUCUUUAAGAUGGUUCGAGAUCUCAUGUUGUGGAUGGAUGAUAUCACUUUUCAGAUUGAUGCCCAGGAGAGACCAAGAGAUGUUGCUUCUGCUGACUUGGUUAUCAAGCUCCACCAGGGUAUUAAAGCCGAAAUUGAUGCUCGAGCAGACAGUUUCACUACUUGUAUUGACAUGGGCAACACUCUACUUGCUAAGAAUCACUAUGCUUCAGAUGAGAUUUCAGAAAAACUUGCUCAGUUGGAGGAGAAAAGGAAAGAAAUUGGCGAUAAGUGGACAGAGAAGAUGAACUGGUUGCAGAUCGUUAGAGAAGUUUUGCUGUUCAGUCGAGAUGCCACCGUAGCAGAUUCUUGGCUUUCUAGCCAGGAACCAAUUGUUCGAGGGGCAGAACUUGGAAGUAAUGUGGAUGAAGUUGAAAAACUUAUCAAACGUCAUGAAGCCUUUGAAAAAUUAGCUGCAAGCUGGGAUGAACGAUUUUUAGCAUUGGAAAAACUCACAACGUUAGAAGAAGAAGAAAUUAAACGCCUAGAGGAAGAGGAGAGGAGGAAGAGGCCUCCAACUCCACCAACACCAGAGCCAGAGCCUGUGAUAGAAAAUGAAGUGGAGAGCAGCGAAACCACUGCAAUAACAGAAAGGCUAAACACUGAGUUAAACCAGAAACUGGAACCACCAUCUAUUAAUGGUGAAGAAACCGAACUUGAAUCUCUUCAGCCAACAUCAGAAUCAAGACAUCUAGAUGACACUUCAUUAUCCCAACCACUUUUCUCAGAAACUAUAGAAGCCAACAGUGGAACAAAGACGACAAUGGUAAAAGAAAUAUCAGAGCGUAGUAUGUCUCUCUCGUCUAAGUUGCCAAGUAAGCCUCAUCUUGAUCCUUUAUCAACAACACUUCCAGGCAAGAUCCCUGAUACCACAGGUGAAGAACAGGUAGAAGGGAUGUUGUAUCGUAAACAAGAGAUGGAGACACACAACAAGAAGGCAGCCAACAGGUCUUGGCAGAAUAUGUAUUGCGUGCUGAAGAAGGGUAGUCUUGGAUUUUAUAAAGAUUCAAAAAAUGCUGGCAGCGGGAUCACAUACCAUGGGGAACCCACAAUCAGUCUUAGUGAGUCAAUGUGUGAAGUUGCACAUGAUUACAAGAAGAGGAAACAUGUCUUUAAGCUUCGGCUGAGUGAUGGAAAGGAGUACCUCUUCCAAGCAAAAGAUGAGGCUGAAAUGAGUAGCUGGAUUCGAGCAAUCAAUUUCUCUGUAGUAUCCCCUUCUGCGAUGCCAGAAGAACAGUCCCCCACUCGAAAGGGACUUACACGAGCCAUGACCAUGCCUCCAUUGUCACCUAACAGCGGUGCUGAAGGAACUGUCACUCUCCGCAACAAAGAAGGCAAAGAAAAAGACAGAGAGAAAAGAUUCAGCUUUUUUAAGAAAAAAUAAACUAUGGAACUGAAAAAUCUAUACUAUGCUAGAAACCUGUUUGCUUCAGAGAGAGAGAGAUACUGACUCAAGAGCUCAAUGACUCUUAAGUUUGAAAUUACCAUAAAUAAGGACUGUAACAUUCUGCCAUGGCAAAAUGAAACUGUUACACGACAUCUCAUCAGAGACAUAUAUAUCCAUAUCUUUGAAAGUGGUAUAGACUGACAAAAAAGAUAUUGAAGAGUUAUGGAAGAAAAAUAAUGGUCUAUACAAGCAACUUCAUAAAUUUUAAUGGCUUUGGUUUUUAUAGAUGUCUGGGUUCUAGUUUGUUUGCUUAUUGAUGGUUUUGUUGGGGCAUUUUAAUUCAGUGAAACACUAACACAACUGGUAUUUAAAGCACAGGAGUUUGGAGAAGUUGUCAUAUCUUGCCAGAACAAAUUCAUGCUGUCCAGUUCCCCUUUCAUUUUCAGUUAUUAACAAGGCAAUAAGAAAGUGUCUGUGGUCCGCAUAGCUCUGUUAGGAAGAUGCCCAUAUAAGCAUGCUGAAACCCAAGGCACUUGGCCAUAGGACUAGAUGAGGCAGACUGCAGUUUCUAUAAUUGCAGACCCUCAAGGUCGGCUGAUCCAUGAACUGUAGGAUUAUGUUUGCUUUACCCCAGUUUCUAUGAUGACAGGCAUGACGCACUAUAUACAGAAUUUUCUGGCUAAUGGCACUAGGUUUUCUGUAGUACUGCAUUGCUUGUAGAAGACCAGCAGAAGGUACCCUGCCAUCAAGAGUUAAAGCAGUUUGUCAAAUGAACUUUUCUCGGCUUUAAUACAUUGCAGUCUUUCUAAGCUUCCUGUUUAGAUCUGGCCAAUCACAAACUAUAAUUUUACUGUAAAAUAGUAAUUUAAUUUUUUAGAAAUUCUGUCUUAGCUUGCAGUGAUUUAGAAUCACCAGGGGCCAAAUGCAACUUUUGUUGAGAAUAUUAAAAGCAUUUUUAAGUAUGUUUAUUCUGAUGACUGUGCCUGCCUGCCACUGAUACUGCAAAAGAGUGUGCCCGAUUGUCCUGUUCUUUUCUUUCUUCAUAUUGUACAUACAGAAAGCAAGGCCUGAUUGGUUAUAUAGAUUCUGUUUUACAGAAUUCUUUGAACAAUAGGCAUAACAUUUUGAAUGCCUGUAGAAGAAAAACCUGUAACCAUAUAUAUGACGGCCAUGUUGACAUCCAUUUCAGCUAGCACAUAUUCUGCAUUGUUAUCUUUAGAACUGCAAAUAUUUUUUUAGAGUUGGGAAGACUUCAUUUGCACUCAUUAGAAUAAUGUACAUUAAAACGGGUUGAGCAAAACACUACCACAAUAGUUUCUAUUAAGUACAUGUGAAGGUUUGAUCUGGUUAUCAUUUAAAACCACCAGUAAAAUGAAAUAGUUUUCAUUUAAAUGUAUAUGAAGGUUUUAUUUGGUUAUCACAUAAAACCAAUAAUGAAUAUGUUUAUAACUUCAGUUAUUGGGUUGCCUAAUACGUGAAUGCCCAGAAUUAUAUAGAUUAUAUGUGUAUAUGUUGGAAUUUGUAACCCCGUGUUUAAUUUUUAAAAGAACUAUUAAAAUUAUCUACAGACUUA